UCCAUGUCCCAGCAUCACUCGCAUGUCCAAAGUGAUAUGUAUAGAUCUUAUCCGAUGGACCGACCACGCAACGCGGGGUGCUUCCGCCUGUACCUUUUUCUAGAUCUCCACCGCGGGGAAGUAUGGAAUCGCAUCAUCGUCAUCGUCAUGGCGAGUAUUCGAGGCACAAGGAGGGAAGGUUCUCAUUAGGUAAAGAGAACGAGGUGGCCAGAAUUACAGACAACAAGCGCUUGGAGAUAAUUACAAACCCUGACACUCGUCUGAGGACUUUGAUUAAGUAUAGUUCAAGAGUUCCAUCUUUCGAGCAAUAAGUCCUUACGAACUGCUUGUCGAAUUCUCUGAUCCUACAAUAUCUCAAGCCUCAUCACCAUCACCAUCACCAUUGAACAUCUGAUCGAUCGCAAACAUGGCGUCAGCAACGCAAGUGAAGAGUUUCCGAGAGAUGCUGGGAGAGCCAACACUCACGGCAUCACCCAAGGACAGCACACUGAUCAUCAUUGACGCACAGAAUGAAUACGCCCAAGGCCACCUGAAGACCGUCAACGUCGACCAAACCCGCAAAGCCAUAUCGUCGCUGCUGCAAAGGUAUCGGUCAGGCAGCACCGACGGCAAGAACAUAGUGCAUGUAGUGCACAAGACGCCCGAGGGCGCGCCUGUAUUCACGCCUGGCACGCAUUUGGCCGAGGAAUUUGACGAGAUCAAGCCCCGCGACAACGAGAAGGUGAUUGCGAAGGAACUUGUGAGUUCGUUCUCGGGAACGGAUUUGCAUGAGUAUCUUUCGGGCCUCGGGGAGAGAGGCAAGAAGACGGUGUUGACGGGGUAUAUGGCGCAUGUUUGCGUUAGUAACACCGCCAGAGCCGGUGCGGAUUUGGGUUAUCAGGUUGUGCUGGCGGGGGAUGCCAUUGGUGAUCGCGAUAUCCCUGGAUUGAGUGGGAGCGAGGUUACGGAGGCGGUGUUAAAAGAGUUGGGGGAUGCGUUUGGGACGGUUGUGAGGAGUGAGGAUGUCAAAUAGGUCCAUUCUGGUAGGCAUCGUAUAGACUUCAGGGCUUCGUAGGUAUAUGGAUCGGCAUUGUCCCUGAGGGCCGGAGAAAGCUGUGUG
This is a messenger RNA of Exophiala viscosa, 1099 nucleotides long. Its product is annotated as isochorismatase. The record is from RefSeq and is a predicted model, not a curated record. Lineage: Eukaryota; Fungi; Ascomycota; Eurotiomycetes; Chaetothyriales; Herpotrichiellaceae. The coding region runs from base 407 to 1012 and encodes 201 amino acids. The transcript has 2 exons.